This is a messenger RNA of Cucumis melo (muskmelon), 3240 nucleotides long. RefSeq lists its product as uncharacterized. NCBI's taxonomy places the organism in Eukaryota, Viridiplantae, Streptophyta, Magnoliopsida, Cucurbitales, Cucurbitaceae. The transcript is spliced from 2 exons. Bases 876 to 1523 code for a protein of 215 amino acids. The record is from RefSeq and is a predicted model, not a curated record.
UUCUGCAUUUUCCUUCGCUUUCUAGUCGCUCCUCGAUCAAUUUUUUGUUGCGGAUUGUCGAUUACUUUUCUCUGUUUGCAUUUGCGGAAAUCUCGAUGGAUUUUGUAGGGUUUAUUUUGUGUUUCAGCUGAAUAGUUAUAGAAAUUUUGAAAUAGGGCAUUUCUAUGCGAUUAGGUUUAAGCUUGGUGAGGGAAUGUUGUUGAUUGACGUUCCUCCCAUUUCUAAGUAAGAAAAUUUGUCAUAUUGGAAAAUUAUUGUAGUUUGUUCGAAAUGUACCGCUAAUUUUGAGUUAUUUUCAUCUUGAAUUUAGAAACCUACUUGCAAGUAUUGAAGAUGUUAUAAAAUGAUAUAUUUCUCACAUAAUCUCUGGGGCGUUUGAUGAGUGGGAAUAAUUAGUGGGGAACAACUCGAGCACUGUGUUAGGAUUUCACUCUUAAAAACAAUAAUAAUCUGUUAGACCGCCAAUCAUUCACAAAUAUAAAAGGAGGGGCGGAAAGGUCAAUAGCCAGCAGAUGAAUGAUGGAAAAAUGAUCGGGGAAAAGAUUUUGACAGGUGGAGCCCAUGGGUAGAGGAGAGAUAUAAAUAGAAUGUUAUAGGAAUUGCUGCAGGGAGGCUUUUUUUUUAGUAAAAAGCUGCUGGAGCUUAGGGAAGAGGUUUCCAGCCCUCUUUAACGUGGUCGGUAUCUUCUUGUAUUUUUGCUUGGUUAUUUUCUUUUUGAAGUCAUCUUGUGACUUCUUAUUUUGGUUAAGUAAUAUAAAUAAUACAGAGUGCUGCAUCUGUCUUUAGCCUUUUGUUAGGAUUAUUGUGUUAUCUUAAGGUAGAAUCCUAACAAAUUGGUAUCAGAGCCUGAAAAUCUGGGGGUGGGGACGUGCUUGAUGGCUCACAAAAAGAUGGAAGAUAGACUAGAGGGAACAGAAAAGGAAGUUCAGGGUUUGAAAGAGAUGAUGCUUGAACUUAAGAAGGCUGUCGAAAGAAUGGCCGAAGACAUGAGAGAAAGCAACACCCAUAGGUGCAAGGAUGAAUCGUGCACAUCUGAUGGGUCAACAUUGAAACGGAAAGGAAAGAUGGAAGACUUGGAGACAAUGAUGGACAAUGGAAUAGUAACAGCAGACAGAAGCAAGUAUAAGAAACUUGAGAUGCCUAUGUUCGUGGGAGAAAACCCAGAAUCUUGGGUGUACUGUGUUGAACACUUUUUUGGCCAAGAUGAAGUAGAUUGGUAUAAAUGGAGUAACAACUGUACAAAAGUAGAAUCUUGGGGAGAUCUGAAAGAAAGAAUGUUUGAGCAUUUUCGUGAUACUGGAUAUAGAAGCUUAGGGGCUAGAUUGAUCCGUAUUAAGCAAGAUGGGUCUUAUAAUGAUUAUGUGAAGAAAUUUGUGAACUAUUGGACUCCUUUACCCGAUAUGGCUGAGAGUGUGCUCAUGGAUGCGACGGAUGCCUUUGUGACUGUAUUAGAACCAACCUUACAAGCAGAAGUACUCAGUAGAUAUCCUCAAAUGUUGGAAGCUUGUAUGAGAGAAGCUUAAUCGGUUAAUGAUAGAAACUUGGCUUUGAAAUUUGCACGAACAGAAUUGGGGAUUUCUGAGCCAGGAGGGGCAGAAUCCCAACCUAAUAAAAAUCCAGGGGGAAGUGAUAAAGGGAACCCAAGGAAGAGUGAGUUUAACAUGAAACAGAUCACCAUUCCCAUCAUGGGGAAUUACACUAAGGGAGAACCACUAGUGAAGAGACUUUCAGAUGUAGAAUUUAGGGCUCGGUUGGAUAAGGGGCUUUGCUUUAGGUGUAAUGAGAAAUACUCCCAUGGGCAUCGUUGCAAGGUGAAAGAGAAAAGGGAACUAAUGCUGUUAAUCUUUAAUGAACAAGAAGGGUUAGAAGAAGGAGUAGCAAUAGAAGUAGAAGAAGAAGUUGUCGAGCUACGCUAAGGGGAUCGGUGAAAGGAAGGGAAGUUGUGGUGUUAAUUGACAGUGGAGCCACCCACAAUUUCAUACACCAAGCCUUAGUGGAGGAACUCAAUUAAAUAAUUGUUGAAGGAACUGCCUUUGGGGUAACUAUUGGAGAUGGGACAGAUCGAAAGGGAAGAGGCUUGUGCAAGAGGGUGGAGUUAAAGCUACCCAAGCUAACUAUCAUUGCAGAUAUCUUAGCAGUGGAAUUCGGGAGAGUUGAUAUCAUUUUAGGAAUGCAGUGGCUCUGCACCACUGGUUUUAUGGACAUACAUUGGCCUUCAUUGACAGUGACCUCCAUGGCUCAGUGCUCUCUGGAUUAAUCAAGGCUGAAUGCUCUCUGAAAACCAUUACCAAGACAUGAGAGAAAGAAGAUCAGGGGUUCUUGCUUGAACUACAGAAUUUUGAAAUAGAGGAGGAACCAAAAUAUGACGAAGAGCUGGGAAAAAAGGGAGGAAGAGGAACUACCUAUGAUUCAAUUUCUCCUUAAACAAUAUGAAGACAUUUUUGCAUCUCCUACCGGGCUGCCACCAAAAAGAGAGGUUGGUCACUGUAUUCUUACACUACCAAGGUAGAAAACAAUUAAUGUGUGUCCUUCAGAAGGAGGAGAUCGAGAAGCUGGUAACUGAGAUGUUGCAAGUAGGGGUAAUCCGUCCAAGCCACAAUCCCUGCUCAAGCCCGAUUCUCCUAGUAAAGAAAAAAGACGGGGGAUAGCGGUUUUGUGUUGAUUGUAGAAAGCAUAACCAAGUUACAGUGGCUAAUAAAUUCCUAAUACUAGUCAUAGAGGAACUAUUAGAUGAACUUCACGGUGUAACUAUCUUCUCCAAACUGGAUUUAUGGUUGGGUUAUCAUCAAAUUCGAAUGAGAGAAGAAGAUGUGGAAAAGACAACAUUCCGGACACAAGAGGGACAUUAUGAAUUUUUGGUUAUGCCUUUUAGGCUAACCGAUGCCCCAACCACCUUCCAAUCAUUGAUGAACCAGGCCAUUGAAUUUCGAGUAAGGGAGUGGAGGUAGAUAAAGAGAAAUACAUGCGAUGAUGAAUUGGCUCCAACCCAAAGAUGUGACAAAGCUAAGAGGGUUUCUGGGAUUAACCGGCUAUUAUAGAAGAUAUGUAAGGGGAUAUGUGGAAAUUUCUGCACCAUUGACUAAACUCCUACAAAAGAAUGCUUUCAGGUGGAGUGAGGAAGCUAUAGAGGCCUUUGAAAGUCCGAAAAAGGCCAUGAUAUCCAUCACUGUCUAAGCCCUUCCUGAUUGGUCACUUCCUUUUGUCACUGAAAUAGAUGCUUAUUGGGGGUAGUACUGGGGU